Messenger RNA from Dromiciops gliroides (monito del monte), 7587 nucleotides. RefSeq names its product matrix metallopeptidase 24 (gene MMP24). Gene Ontology annotation, molecular function: zinc ion binding; metalloendopeptidase activity. The transcript is spliced from 9 exons. The coding region runs from base 1 to 1902 and encodes 633 amino acids. Lineage: Eukaryota; Metazoa; Chordata; Mammalia; Microbiotheria; Microbiotheriidae. Gene Ontology annotation, cellular component: extracellular matrix. The record is from RefSeq and is a predicted model, not a curated record. Gene Ontology annotation, biological process: extracellular matrix organization; proteolysis; collagen catabolic process.
AUGCUGAAGAGCCGGGGCCGCCGCGCCCUCGGGCCGGGCCGGAGCCGGAGCCGGAGCGGGAGCCGGAGCCGCUGGCUGCCCGCGCUCUGCUGUUUGUUGGGCGCCGUGCGGGCGGCGGCGGGGGCCGGGGCCGGGGCCGGGGCCGGGACCGGGGCCAGGGAAGAGGCGGCGGCGGGGCCAGGGGCGGCCCACGAGGCGCCCUUUGCGGGCCAGAGCUGGUUAAAGUCUUACGGCUAUCUGCUUCCCUCUGAUGCCCGGGUACCCACGAUGCCCUCAGGGAAGGUCUUGCAGUCAGCGGUCACCACUAUGCAGCAGUUUUAUGGGAUUCCUGUCACAGGAGUGUUGGAUCAGACAACAAUUGAGUGGAUGAAGAAGCCUCGCUGCGGCGUCCCUGAUCAUCCCCACCUGAGCCGUCGUCGCAGGAACAAGCGCUAUGCACUGACAGGGCAGAAGUGGAGGCAGAAACACAUCACGUACAGCAUUCACAACUACACCCCCAAAGUAGGCGAGCUGGACACGCGGAAAGCCAUCCGCCAGGCCUUUGACGUUUGGCAGAAGGUCACCCCACUGACGUUUGAGGAGGUUCCCUACCACGAGAUUAAAAGUGACCGCAAGGAAGCAGACAUCAUGAUUUUCUUUGCCUCUGGUUUCCACGGUGACAGCUCCCCCUUUGAUGGUGAAGGGGGAUUCCUAGCCCAUGCCUACUUCCCCGGUCCAGGGAUUGGUGGAGACACUCACUUUGACUCCGAUGAGCCGUGGACACUGGGGAACGCCAACCAUGAUGGGAAUGACCUCUUCCUGGUAGCUGUGCAUGAGCUGGGCCAUGCCUUGGGACUGGAACAUUCUAAUGACCCUAGUGCCAUCAUGGCCCCCUUUUACCAGUACAUGGAGACACACAGCUUCAAGCUGCCCCAAGAUGACCUGCAGGGAAUCCAGAAGAUCUACGGUCCUCCUGCUGAGCCCCUGGAGCCCACCCGACCCCUCCCCACACUCCCUGCCCGCCGGAUCCACUCCCCAGAAAGGAAGCAUGAACGUCAGCCCAGGCCACCAAGGCCACCACUAGGAGACAGGCCGUCCACCCCAGGGACAAAACCCAACAUCUGUGAUGGCAACUUCAACACUGUGGCUCUCUUCCGGGGAGAGAUGUUUGUGUUCAAGGACCGCUGGUUUUGGCGUCUGCGGAAUAAUCGGGUUCAGGAGGGCUAUCCCAUGCAGAUCGAGCAGUUCUGGAAGGGGUUGCCAGCUCGCAUCGAUGCUGCCUACGAGAGGUCUGAUGGACGAUUUGUCUUCUUCAAAGGUGACAAAUACUGGGUCUUCAAAGAGGUGACUGCGGAGCCUGGAUACCCUCACAGCCUGGGAGAGCUGGGUACCUGCCUGCCCCGCGAGGGCAUAGACACGGCCCUGCGAUGGGAACCUGUGGGCAAGACCUAUUUUUUCAAAGGGGAGUGGUACUGGCGCUACAAUGAAGAGAGGCGGGCAACUGACCCUGGAUACCCCAAACCUAUCACUGUGUGGAAGGGCAUCCCCCAAUCUCCCCAGGGGGCUUUCAUCAGCAAAGAAGGCUAUUACACCUAUUUUUACAAGGGCCGGGACUACUGGAAGUUUGAUAACCAAAAGCUGAGUGUGGAACCCGGUUACCCCCGCUCCAUCCUGCGGGACUGGAUGGGCUGUAAUCAGAAGGAAGUGGAGAGGAGGAAGGAGCGGCGCAGGCCCCAGGAUGACGUGGACAUCAUGGUUACCAUAGAUGAUGUGCCUGGUACAGUGAAUGCCGUGGCCGUCAUCAUCCCCUGUACCCUGUCUCUCUGCAUCCUUGUCCUUGUCUACACCAUCUUCCAGUUUAAGAACAAAGGGGCACAACAGCAGGUUACCUACUACAAACGGCCUGUCCAGGAGUGGGUAUGACCAGCACGUCCUUGCCCCGCCAGCCGGGGCAUCCUUGCCAGGGCCUGAGAAAGGGCAGGGACCUCACUCCCAGGACCCAGAGGAACAGGGGGUGGCCACAAGGGCUCGGGCCAAGAGCCACAAGAAAUGGGUUUACAACUCCAGCCUAAAGCUCAGCCCUUGGAAUCCACCUGGUGAGACAGGAGUGGGAGAAAUCAGCCAGAGCUGAUCCCCAAGUACCUAUUGCCACUCGGACCCAAAGCUUCCCUUCUAAAACGCCUUUGAUCCAAAGGGAAAGGCAAAAGAUAAGCUUUGCUGAGGAGAGCUUUGUCGGGGGAGGAGGUCUCUGUUCCUGCUGCCUCAUAGCUGGCCCUCAUUCCCAGAAGAUGGAACCCCAAUUAUUAGGGGCCUCUCCUGGGAUUCCCAAAGGCUCUCUGAGCACAGUUCACCUGGGAGAAACCAGCAUUUGCUCCCUGACAGCUGCCUGGGCCUGUCAUUCCUCUUCUGAGGGACCUGACUCCAGGUGUCCCUGGGUAUGGCAGGGCCCCAUGAUUUUAGGGUGAGGAUUAUGGCCUGGGGCAGGAUCAGCUGCCACCUCCUUUCUGCUCCAAACCUGGGCACUGUCUGGCUACCGACUCCCAACACCUGCUGGUCAGAUGUUUGUAACUGAUCAUGGAUCACGGAGCCUGUGUGGCUAUGGAGGCAGUCUGCGGGCAAGGAAGGUUGUUUUUGUGACCACCCCCCAGCUCCAAGCAGCUUCCUCAGAAAAUGUAAGUUUCCCCUGAGCCAGUGAGAGGCAGGAGCCUCUUGUGCUCAGGGGAAGCCUGUGGUCCAGCCUCAUCUCUGCCGGACAUUGCUCUCAUGUCAUGAAUAUUUAAAUGUCCCGUUACUACUGUUUUAAUCCCCAUUUGUCAGAAGUGAUUCCCUGAGGACUCGGGAAGCUGUCUGCUCAUCUCACUCCAGUGUACACCAGUAUAAGAGCCUCUACCCCACAGCAUCGAGGCCAGGACCCCACUAAGAUGGGGGAAGCCAGGUAGUGUCUUGGUGGUGCUAGGAGAAUAGGGAUGGAUCCAGAGUAAGGGGAUGAGAUUCUUUGGGGUCCCAGGAAUCUUUGGAUAACAACCACUGGAGCCCCUUGGGGCUCCAGCCACAAGGAAAGGGAGCUAGAUUGGUAGCCCCAAUUCACUCCUUGCUAAGAACCUUUGGCCAUGGGAGAGACAUUGAAGGCCAAGGGCCAGGAAGGUACCUGGCCUUGGAUGGUUGGAGGGAGGUCAGAUCCCCAAGGAAUGUGAAUGCCCCAGAAUUUAGAGAUUUUCUGAACUCCCAGCCCCAGCCCCACUGCCGAUCCCUUUCCACUUUUCUUUCCAGUUCCUUCCUGUGUGGUCCCUAUCACUAUCCCAGGCCCCAACCCCAUCCACUUCUUACCUCCUUUCCAUUUCCCAUUGCCAAAAGAGGCAACUGGUAUUGCAGUAGAAAGAGCAUUGUCAAGAGAGCCUGGGUUUGAAUCCUGCCUCUGCUACUUUCUCAGUGUGACUUAGGUAAGGUCACUUCUCAUCUUGGUCUCGUUUCCUCAUCUGUAAAAUGAGAGGGUUGGGGGCAGCUAGGUGGCGCAGUGGAUAGAGCACCAGCCCUGGAGUCAGGAGGACCUGAGUUCAAAUCCGGCCUCAGACACUUGACACUCACUAGCUGUGUGACCCUGGGCAAGUCACUUAACCCCAACUGCCUCACCAAAAAAAAAAAAAUGAGAGGGUUGGUCAUGAUGACCUCUAAAGUCCCUUCCAGCUCUACAUCUAUGAGUCUGUGAUCCUCCUCCCACUCCCAUCUUGAUGCCCACCCCCUCUGUGCUCCUUACCCUAUGCAGGCACCCCUUCUGUUCUUGGCCCAGGGCCAUGCCUAGAGUUGUGGGAGAAAGGAGCACAUAGAGCUACUGCACUGCCACUCCCCAGCUAUUCCAGUGAUUCCUCUACUGCAGGACCCUUGUCCCCUCAAUGAUUCUCCUUUUGAAGAGCCCUGCCCCACUCCCUGCCCAGCCAUCCCCAAGGGACUGACUGCCUGAAAUGAAACUCCAGGCUUCACUGAGGCUAGUCAGGAUAGGUCUAAGGUGGACAGAGGUCCGUUAUUAAGCAGAGAGACCUGAGGGACUUGCAGCUUCCUGUCUGCCCUCAAGACACAUUCUGUGCCUGUGCCCAUUUUCUUUUUGCUUUCUUUUCCUCUCACAAUGGGCAUGCUGUACCUUGAAUGCCUCUGCUUUCAGGCCAGAAAGCCCAGUUUGGGAUGAGCCAGCCCCUGAAAAGCUGGAUUUGUAGAACAGAUAGACUUGUAGACAAGUAUUUACUUUAAAAAGGGAGUUCCCUAGGAUUGCAACAUCUCCUAGUGCAUUUAAAAUGAGAUUUUGGGCCAUUUAAGUUACAUACAACUUUUCCAGCCACGAAGGGAUUGUGGCUCAUAGAGCUGAAAGGGAUCUCAGAGAUUGUGUUCAAUUUGGGGUUCAGAGAAGGGUCACAUGGUGAAGUAGGGCAGAUCCAAAUGUCCAGUGCAAAAUAUGAGGCUUUCUACUUUCCAGGUAGUUCGUAUAGUUGGUCUCAGUGAUCUCUCGGCCUGCUCAUUCAUACCUCUUCUUUGGAUCUAUCCACUUUUCCUGGACUGAACACCCUCUCCCCUAAUCCCCAUUGUGGUCUCUCCAGCGUCCUUCAUUGAUAGAUAUGAAAUUUGGGCUCCUCAGACAGCCGGGAUUGGGUCUCUUCCAGGGCAAUGAGGGUUUUUUCUCUGCAUUACACCAAGCACCAAGGCUAUGUAAUCUGUGAAUUUAGCCUACCUUGAACCAAGCCAACACAAAACCCUGGGGGUCUUCCUUGUUUCUACUUCUGCUACAGACAUACCCAGAGCCAUAACUUGGUAUCCUGACACAUGGGACAGAUUUCAUUAAGAAAGGAGGAGUGCCAUAGGUUGGUCCCAGGAUAAACACUCUGACUUCUUGUACAGGGCUGCUUUGGGAAAAGGCAGCCUAUUCCCUCUCCAGACCUCUACUGGCCCAUGACCCAUGAUUCCCAUCACAAGGGUACAGGUCAGUGGAUCACUUUAAGGUAUAGGCAUGGAGAUUUACUGACUAGUGCAAGGAGGAAAUGUUAUUCCCUUUUCCUCCCCUCCCGUCCUAUCCCCUCUCCACAUCAAUGUAUUGACACAAAGCCAUGUCUGCCCUAGGUAUUGAUCUCUGGAGAUUCAGAACCCUAGAGAGACUAGGGCUGCCUUCCCCAUAUGUCCACAUCUCCAAUGUGAAAUUCUUGUAAAAGUUUGCUUGGGGAUGAGGAUAGGACCAAAGCAGGUAUUACUGGUUCUUCAUUCCUUAACUACCAUCUAUUAGUUGGGAGACUCCUUUCUUAGUGGCCCGAAGACUCAGGCUUGUUUUAUUCAGCACUUUUGUGCCCAACUUGAACAAAAGUAUGGCUAACUAAUACCUAUCAAAGCUAUGUUGACACAGAGGCAGGAAAAAUAGCUAACACUGAAUGAAAGGAUCUGGAAAAAUCCUGGCAGGCUAGAAAGACAGGUGAUGAAACCUACAAUGAUGAAAUCGAACGGCAAAUGCAAAAUCCUCCGCUUGGUUAAAUUUUUUUCUGUACGAGUAUAGAAAGGGGGUGAGUUAUGGCUAAACUAGUUUGCACAAAUAUCUGGGGGACAGCUAAAUGGUGCCCUGGGAUAAAACACCUGCCCUGGAUUCAGGAGUACCUGAGUUCAAAUCUGGCCUCAGAUACUUAACAUUUACUAGCUGUGUGCCCCUGGGCAAGUCACUUAACCCCAAUUGCCUCACCAAAACCAAAAAGCCAAAAAAAAUAUCUGGGGGUUUUAUUGAAUUGCAAACUCAAGGAGUUAGUAGCAUGUCCAUUAUAACCUAAAAAAUUAAUUGUAUCCCAGACUGCAUUUAGAAAAGCCUAUCAUUCCAAACAAUUGCAUUGAUGGUCCCAUUGGUUAGAUCAUAUUUGGGGCAGUGUGUGGUAUUCUGAACUCCAUAUUUUAGGAAAAAUAUUGAGAAGCUGGAGAGUUGCAAAUGGAGGACAGCCAAGAAGAUGAAAGGACUGGAGGUCAUUCUAAAGGUGUUGAGCCUGGAACAGAGAUCAUUUGCUUUCAAGAAGUCUUGUGGGAGAGGGUUUGUUCCACCUGGCUCUAUAGAGCAGAGCUGAAAGUCCUGUAUGUUACAAGAACAUCAGUUUCAGUUCAGUCUAAAACUUUCUAAGUCUCAGCUGCCCAAAUAUUGGGAUGACCCACCUUGAUAGGGAGUGUAUUUCUUGUUACAAGGAAUGUUCAAGCAAAGGCUGGGUGACUGCUUGUCAGGGAUGCCACAGAGGAGGUUCCUGGGUUAAACAGGAUAGGUUAGAUGCUCUUUCAAAUCUCUUCCAGCCUUAGGUUUCUACACCAAGUCAACGAUUUGCUAAAUUUAUAGUUUUUUAUGAAGGGAUCACUCAGAAGCCUCGUAGGCUGGGAGGUGGAGACAGGACACAGGAGUCUUCUGGGGCCCUGCCAGGCCAACUAAGUCCACUGGGCUGUUUACUCUGUUUCCCUCCUGUGUUUGUGGAUCUUCUUCCUUUUGUGGUCACAUCUUAAACUUUUUGGAGACUUGUUUAUGAUGGUAGGGGAAGAUGAUUUCCCACUGGUGCCCUAGGUUGAGUCCUGGCCUCUGGCCUGGCUUGGGCAUUCUCCCAAAUGAACUUCCCAAUUCAUCAGUACUCUCCUCUUGUGCUCAUCCUCAAUUCUUGCCAAGGGCCGGCUCCCUGGGGUGGGGAGCAUCUGGCAUCAGAGACAUAAUCUUUGUGUCGAUAACAGUAUUUUAUACUUUUCAAGGCACUUUAUUAGGUGACAUCUAUCAGUCUAUUUGAGACUCACAAAGGCCCUGUUAAGCUGGCUGGGCAAAUAACAUUACCCUCUUUUGACAGAGGAGAUAAUGAAGCCCAGAAAGAGGAUACACCUUGGCAGGGUCAUACAAGUUAGUGGUGGACUAUCGUGCUCUUUCUGUCACACCAUGCCCCGAAUCUUGAUGGCUGCUGGGCAAGGCCUGGCUCAGAGGGGGCCUUGGCUACCUUCCACCACUUCUGACCAAUAGCAAUUUGGAGAAUGAAGCCACACCACUGUGCCCCCUCCUCACAACUUAUCCCUGCCUGGGUCCUCGUCACUACUCCCUUCUAAGAUCAUGGCCCAUACUUUGUGAGGGCCUCGAGCAGUCCAGCUCAGCCUCUCCUCCAUUCAUCUCAUCUUGGUUCCUCCUGGUUCAUCUUCUCUCCUUUCCCUCUCUGAUGCCGGGAACCACACUAGGGUCCUGGGUCUCUGCUCUGACCUCCUGAAAACCCUUAAUCCUGUGUGGUCCCCUCUGGGAUCCUCCUGAGCCCCAAAGAUACUGGGGUAUAGCUGAGGAAGGGAACAGAGGACGAAGCCCUGGUGGCAGAAGGAGGGGCAGGCCUCACUGGAGUGGAGGGCAGAGUUUGAGUUGGCCCCUUUACUGACCCACUUGCCUUCCCUCCAUCCCCCACACCACCACCAUAGUCUGUGUGUCUCCCCAUCCUGGCCAAGGCUGAGGCCUCCAAUACUGGUGCCCUAGAGUCUGGGCUCCCAUCACCCUGGACGGCAUCGCAGCAUUUCAGUGUCCGUCACAUUUUAAAACUGAUCAGCCUUUGUAUAAUGUUUUUUAAACCAUUUCUAAAUAAAAUGAAAAUAUACAGA